AUGUCGGCCGCACUCUUCCAAAACGAACUUAUGGGCCGCACUCUGCUCGCGACAUUCCGCACAGAAAAAACAAUGCGCAUCCACGAAGGCCUCUCCAAAUCCUUCUCCUACGCCGAGCAAAUGUGCGGCCUGGAGAACCUCCGCGUAUGGGAAGAUAACGACACAGGCGCCAUCAUCGCCCUAAUCCAUUUCUCCGCCGACUUCCGAAAUGGCUACCUAGCCUUCUACCUCAACUCCUCCGUCAACCCUAUCAAAGUGAAAGACGGUGGGGACAGAGAGGUGAAGAUCAAAGGGCUGAGAGUACCGAUUGAUCGGGGCGAUCGCGCGAUGAGGAAGGACAGUUUUGCAGAAGCUGCCACUGCUUCUGUUACAGGGAAAGGUAAGGAGAAAGUAGGGGCUGGGAAGAGUGUGGACAAGGGGAAGGUUAUCAGCGGGGCGAAGAUUGAGUUUGCGACGGAGAUGGAGAAGAGGGAGUUUUUGGAGAUGUGUAGCGAGAUGCAGAGGGAGUUGAUUGAGUUGCCGGAUUUGUUGGGGGUUAAUUGA
Alternaria incomplexa is the source of this 543-nucleotide messenger RNA. RefSeq lists its product as uncharacterized. The coding region runs from base 1 to 543 and encodes 180 amino acids. The record is from RefSeq and is a predicted model, not a curated record. The transcript is spliced from 2 exons. Lineage: Eukaryota; Fungi; Ascomycota; Dothideomycetes; Pleosporales; Pleosporaceae.